CUUAGGUGGAAUAACUGGAUAUUUAAAAAAAAUGAAAAGAAGACUAUUUAAUGGAGGUUUGUCACAUUUUGAAUCUGCAUGCUGCGUUGACUUGGAUCAAUCUGAAACUCAUCUUCUUCAUUCCAUCUAAUGGCUUUACGAGAUUCCUCUACCUACAAACACGACGUGUAUCUCAGCUUCAGAGGCGAAGAUACACGAUUCAGUUUCACUUCCCAUCUCACCGCUGCUCUCAAUCAAAGAGGGAUCCGCACCUUCGCUGACGACGGCGUGCUUCUCAAAGGAGAUGGACCCAGUCGAUCGCUUUUGAAGGCAAUACAAGAAUCCAGAAUUUCCAUAGUUAUUUUCUCUAACAACUAUGCUUUUUCUAGCUGGUGCUUGGAAGAACUCACCGCGAUCCUAGAUUACUAUGAGGAGAAGAAGAAUAAUGGUAGUGUGGUUUUACCUGUUUUUUAUGAAAUCGAUCCUUCUGAUGUUCGACACGGGAGAGCAAGUUACGGAGAAGCAUUGGCUAAGCACGAGGAGAGGUUCGUCAAGGAGAAAGUCCAAAAAUGGAGGAUGGCUUUACACAAUGCAGCUAACCUCAGUGGCUUCCAUUUCGGGAAGGGUGGAUACGAAUAUAAAUUUAUUGAGAGUAUCGUUAAGGAAAUCUGUAGCAUGGUUUCUCGUGUUUCUUCACGUGUUUCUUUACGUGUUGCGGAUUACCCUGUUGGAUUGGAGUCUCGAGUGGAUAAAGUAAAAUCACUUCUGAAUCUUGAGUCUGAUGAUCUAGUCCAGAUGGUAGGCAUCCAUGGGAUCGGUGGAAUUGGUAAAACUACAAUUGCUCUAGGAGUAUAUAAUUCAAUUGGUGGCCAGUUUGAAGGUCUGUGUUUUCUCGAGGAUGUGCGAGAGAAUUCAAUGAAAUUUGGGUUAGUACAUCUUCAAGAGAUUGUUCUUUCUAAGAUAUGUGGUGAUGGGGAUAUUGACAUACAAAAUGUGAAACAAGGAAUUUCAACGAUGAGGAAAAGGCUAUGCCGAAAAAAGGUUCUAUUGGUUCUGGACGAUGUUGACAAAAUGGAGCAGCUUCAAGCUAUUGCAGGAACAUCCGAUUGGUUUGGUCCUGGCAGCAGAGUCAUCAUUACAACCCGGGACAAUAAUUUGCUAGCAAAACAUGACGGUGGAUUUGGAUUUGGAAGAACCUAUGAGGUAGAGGAAUUAAGUGAAAAAGAAGCUCUUGCUCUUCUUAGUUGGAAUGCUUUCAAGACCGACAAAGCAGUUGAUCGAAGCUAUGCACACGUUUUAAAUCGUGCAUUAACCUAUGCUUCUAGGCUUCCACUGGCUUUGCAAGUAUUGGGCUCCUACUUGAUUGGAAAACGUAUAGACGAAUGGAAUGAUGCAUUGGAUGAGUAUGAAAAAAUUCCUGAUAAAAAUAUCCUAAGGGUACUCAAAAUAAGCUUUGAUUCCUUGGAGGAAGAAGAGCGGAGAAUUUUUUGUGAUAUUGCUUGUUUCUUCAAUGGACAUAAGUUGGUAGAAGUGGAAGACAUACUCGGGGCUCAUUAUGCUUUAUCUGUGAAAAAUAGUAUAACAGUGUUGAUUAAAAGAUCUCUCAUAAAGAUUGAUGAUGGUCUUGUCACAUUACACGACUUGAUACAAGACAUGGGUAGAGAAAUUGUCCGACAGGAAUCACCAGAUGUGCCUGGGAAACGAAGUAGGUUAUGGCUUCCACAAGAUGUUGUUCAAGUUUUACAAGAUAAAUCUGGUUCUAAUACAGUUGAAAGCUUAUUACUGGAUUUCCCCAAAGAUGGAAUAAACUCAAGUGGUGAAGAAGUAAAUUGGGAUGGAGAGGCCUUAAAAAAGAUGCAAAACCUCAAAACACUCAUUAUUAGAAAUGUUCGUCUUAACAAAGGCCCCACGCAUCUUCCCAAUAGUUUAAGAGUGUUGGAAUGGUCGGGGUAUCCUUCAUCGUCAUUACCAGAUGGUUUUCAUCCAAAGAAACUGGUGAUACUCAAGUUGUCCGAGAGUCACCUAAGGAUAAGUGAACCAAUUCAGGGUUUCAAAAGUCUGACAGUUUUGGAUUUCAGCUACUGUGAAUGGAUAACUCAUAUAUCUGAUGUAUCUGGCAUCCCAAAUUUAGAAAAAAUAUCUUUAAAACAUUGUGAAAGUUUAACACAGAUUCACGAAUCAGUCGGACUUCUGGAAAAACUUAGAAUAUUGGAUGUUGUUCAUUGCAAGAAGCUCAGUGCUUUACCGCCCAUCAGAUUGACCUCUCUUGAACAACUCAAUCUUUCACAUUGCUCGGCUCUUGAGAGUUUCCCAGAAAUAUUGGGGAAGAUGGAAAACCUAACAGAGCUUCAUAUAAUGGCAAGUCCCGUAAAAGAAUUACCAUUUUCAAUUCAAAACCUUAUACGGCUUCGAAAAUUAGAACUACACAUCUGUGGAACGAUUCAGCUACCAAGUAGCAUUGCCAUGUUGGCAGAACUUAGUUUGAUGCGUGUUUCAAAGUGCCAAAGGUUGUGUUUAUCCAAACCGGACACUGGUGAAAAAUUGGAGUCCAAGUCAUCAAAGACAGAGCAUCUUAUUCUGUCAUAUUGCAACAUAUCAGAUGACUUACUUCCAAUAGGUCUUACUUGGUUUUCCAAUGUGAAAGAUUUGGAUCUCUCGGGGAAUAAUUUUGAAAUUCUUCAUGCGAGCAUCAAAGAGUGUCUCUUUCUUAGGAACCUUAAGCUGGAUGAUUGCAAGAAUAUACAAGAAAUUAAAGGGCUACCAUGGAAACUAGAAUCAUUUUCUGCACAAGGAUGCACAUCCUUGAAAUACUUGGACUUCACAGGAGAAUGUCCCUCUUCGAUACGAGAGCUCAUUUUGGAUGGUUGCUCAUUUUUAAAACAAGUUAUAGGGGUUCUGCCAAAGUUGGAAAGCUUCUCUGCAAAAAACUGCACAUCAUUGUCUACAAGCAUGUUUGUGAAUCAGGAAUCAGUAGAAGCCGGAAACAAGAUGUUUUCGUUACCAGGAACAAAAAUUCCAGAUUGGUUUACACACCGUGUAAAUGGAGGAUCAAUAUCUUUUUGGUUUCGCAACAAAUUUCCAGUAAUUUCUCUCUGUCUUGUUAUCGAAUCGAUGGGUGAGCAAGCUAUCACCAUAAAGUUUAGCCCCAAAGUGUUCAUCAAUGGCAAUAAAAAGUCCCUUGGAAAUCGGAAAGUCCACGAGUUCAGAAUAGCAACAGAUCACAUACUUUUGUUUGACAUACGGCUGCUAAAAUUUGAAGAUAAAGAGGAUGUAGUCUAUUCAUACAAUAGCUGGAAUCAUGUGUUGGUUUCGUAUGCAGAUCAUAUUAACAACAACGGGGUCCCAAUCAAAGGGGUUGCCAAAUAUAGUGGAAUACAUGUAUAUGAACAAUACAGUUCUAUGGCAAAUAUCCGAUUCAACAAUCCCCCACAGUCGUUACUAAGUGUGAAUUCGAAUACAAAUUCAAUGGAAGCACACCAAAGAGGCCAGAUCGCAGCAGGUAGACACCAGAAAGACCAGACAGAGAAUUUGUCUUCACUCAUUCUCUCAUCGACCCAACUUGAACCUGCAAUUACUGAUGCGAAAAAUGGUCCAGGCCCUAAACCAACACUUCCAGCUAAGAGGUCUUUGGAAGGUGUCGUAAGAGCUUCAGGGAGACUUCCAGAGGAGGAUACUCAUCCUACGACUAUUUCAUAUAUCCCUCCCAUCAUUCAAAAUUGUCGCGUGGGUGAUGAUAUUGAAGCGGAAGCAGUAUCUUCGUGUGAACUUGAAUCUGAAGAAUCCUCUUCAUCUGAAGGUUCUGACUCAGAUGAUCCCUUUGACCGUGUUGAUAGAAGACUCGGUAUUAGUGCCAAGGAAACCAUAUCGUCCACAUCACGUUCUCGGGAUGCUUCAUUUGGAUCAAUUAAAGAGGCUAUUAGAUCCUUGGAUGGAUUAAUGGUUAAGGACUUAUCUGAAGUCUCUUCUGAUCCUGAUGCACAGUCUGGACUUGGUCAAUUGUUGGAUGUACUGAGUACAAGUAGCCACCCCAAGGUUACUUUCGAGGUGAAGGAAGCUAUUGUGGAGUUCAAGAGAAAGGCCUUUUUAUCAUUUCAAGAAUUCCAAUCUGCUGCCGAGUCUGUCAACAAACUGAAGAAUUUUGAGAGGCAUCUGGAUAGAAUUCAGCAGGAGACUCUUGCAGGCAAGGGUCAAAGGAAGGACCUCAAAAGCUCGAUAAAAAAGGUUUCUUUGGGAAUCAAGUCUGAAAAUAGGAGGAAGAAGGAGUUAGAGACAGAAAUUGCAACUUUAAGAAUACAUCUAUCUACCAAAGAAAGAGACCAUGAACAACUUGUGCUGAAUCUCAAGAAUCAGGAGGAAACACUCUCAACCUAUUCAACAAGUUAUGCUUCUAUCAACCAUCAAGCUAUAGCACUAUUAAAGAAAGCUGAUGACUUACUUGCUGCGAAUAGUGGGGUAAAGCAUGAGGGUAAAGCUGCUGAAGUGAAGCAGAGUAUGCUCAAGUCUACCUGGUCUUUUGACCUCGCUAAUCUGUUCAAUAAGAUUAAAAAUAGAAACAAUAUGGUGGGUAUAUUUCUUAAACAAGGCUAAUCUUGUCCACCCGCCAAGGUGGUUUCGCCUUCAAAAAGAACUUAAUCCACUAAUCUUUAAAGAUUACAAUCAAACGUCUAAGAGUCUAGAAAGACAUCUUAGCCCUCUCAAGUAUACAGACUAACAACCUAGUCACUUGAGGAAUAACAAAUCUCAAAAGAUUUACAAUAGAAAAUAUUAGAUAAGCAAAUGAAACAAAGUUUAAGAACAAAGUAGACCGUUGAGAAGGACAAAAACACCGGUUACCAUGCCAGCUAACAUAACGACUCCUAUGAGAUCGUUGGAGACAAAGAGCACACAAAUUACUUGGUCGUACAUACGUUCUCUCAAUAGUGGAGUGGGUACUGUAUUGUUGUACCAUUUAUCUUCUUGUGCAAGUUUAUGAUCUUUCCUUCUUAAUAAUAUACUUCUGAUAUGAAGUAGUGGGAGUAUAGAAGAUAUCAUGUUACAUGAGUAUUCCAAGAAUAUCAGAGUCUUCAGAGUCAGAACCUUGUCUUUAGAGUUGAACACAAAAGCUUAUUUGAACAACAAAUCUUGAUUUAUGAGCUGGAAACCUUGACUACUGAUCUGGAAGUAGUAGCUUAUCUGAGAAAUACAUGUAGAUCCUUUUCUAGCGAACAUUCAACAUUCUUCAGAACUACCGAUGUUUAUUUAGAAAUGGAUGAAUAGUUCUUCUGAGGCGUGACAACGCUGAUUCUGGUGAUCUUUCUAGAUAACUAUCUAGAUAACUAUCCAUAAUCGAACAAAAUCUUAUAUCUGCACCCUUAAGAAACUAUUAGAGUUCAAAAUUGUUACAUAUAAAAUAUAUGUAUGUAUUAUUAUCAUCAAAACUAGAGAUUAAAUUGUCGCUACCCGCGAAAAUUAACAGAGUCGCCACUAACAUAUUUAUCCUGAAAAGGAAGGGAAUGCCAACAAACCACAAAACAAAACAACGGUCUCACGACCAGAGAAAAAGGGUAAGGGAGUCGGUUACGCGAGGGGAAGGUAUUAGCACCCCACGCGCCCAUCGUACUCGAUGGUAUCCACGCCUGUAUCUAAAUCUAUGGGUGUGUAACAAAUCUACGCUAAUCUGGACUAAAAUGAAUGCAGAAUGUAGGGAAAAGAAAGGAUUGUGCUCGCACGGGCCCUACCCCGCUGCCUACGUAUCUGUUUUGCAGAAUCAGAGCUACCGUAGCUCGGCUAACUAAUUUCUGUUUGUUUUGUAUUUUUUAGGUGAACGAGUUACAUUCACACUCCGCUGCUCGACCUUUGGAGACUUAUGCUUGGGAAUGGAGCGGAAAUAACAAGUUCUUAGAAAAAGAAAAUCAAAGAGUGUGGUUUGUGUUUUAAAAGAUGCAUGAGGAAGUCCUAAGCUAAGGGGGAAAGCUUGCUACCUAAUGUUAUCAUACAAAGGGUGCAAAUCUAAACUAAACUAAC
This is a messenger RNA of Vicia villosa (hairy vetch), 5982 nucleotides long. RefSeq names its product TMV resistance protein N-like. Gene Ontology annotation, biological process: defense response; signal transduction. NCBI's taxonomy places the organism in Eukaryota, Viridiplantae, Streptophyta, Magnoliopsida, Fabales, Fabaceae. Gene Ontology annotation, molecular function: ADP binding. The record is from RefSeq and is a predicted model, not a curated record. Bases 130 to 4566 code for a protein of 1478 amino acids. The transcript is spliced from 6 exons.